AUGGCUAGUCAAGAUAUCUGUGUUGAUGCUUGGUCUUUACAUUUACUAAAUUUUAUUGAUGAUGAGAACAACAACAAAGAAGGCAAAAGAAAUUAUCUGGGAUGGCAAUCAACCUGUAACACAGUCGGACAAGCAUCAGGCGUAUUUACUGGCAUGUCAUUGCUGCUAAUGCUGGAGUCACACAAUUUCUGUAAUAAAUAUAUCCGGCCAAUAUUUUCUUUUAAAGACCAAGCCUAUGGUCUAAUCAAAUUUUCAAAUUUUUUAUUAUUUUGGGGUAUUAUAUUUAUUAUUGUUACCUGUUCGAUUGCCUUGUUUUGUCGCGAACCUGAGGGCAGUAAUGAUGAUAGGGGUAAAGAGGGUGUAGAACAUUUCACAAUAAAAGAAACGUAUCUGUCGGUAGUAAAAUUGUAUAGAAGAUCGUCUAUGUGGCAUUUAACAUUUAUUUUGUUAACAUUUUCAAUGGGAUUCGCAGCUACAGCAUCUAUGACACAUUUAAAAUUAAUUGAACAUGGUAUAACAAAAGAAACUAUUGGUUUAACAGCAAUACCACUAAUACUUAUACAAAUUACAGUACCGUUCUCUGUUACACGUUCUACAACCAGUAGAAAACCCUUGAACUUAUUUAUUUACAGCUACAUUCCACGUUUAAUAAUGUCUCUCGUUGUUCUAAUUCUAAUCUAUCUUACUCCAUUAUUUCACAUCGCUGAAACAGUUAAGUUUCAUUGGUACUACUACCUCGUUCUCGUUCUCAUCCUCUCAUUAAAUGAAGCUUUAACAAGUGCAAUGUUCGUUUCACGCCAGGCAUUCUUUGCACAAAUAGCUGAUCCACGAAUUGGUGGUACAUAUUUAACUUUGUUGAAUACACUAGCAAAUUUUAGUUUUUUAUCUUUUAAUUCAAUUAACUUAUUCAUUGCUGGACGAAUAUCAAAAAUUAAAAGUUUGACAGCAAAAUUAGAUACGUAUACGCUAAUGGUUAUAUGUUGUACAGUGCUGGGAGUACUGUGGUUCGUAUUGACAUACCGAGCAAUGAUAAGACUACAAAAGAUAUCAAUUGAAAAAUGGCAUUUAGAAAAGAAUAAGAAAUUUAGCGAUGCUGAUAUUGAUAAUAAAGAAGAAAGAGAUGGAGAACUGGUAUCGCUAAGUGUUUCACCAAUAACUGCUUAA
Messenger RNA from Didymodactylos carnosus, 1164 nucleotides. Lineage: Eukaryota; Metazoa; Rotifera; Eurotatoria; Philodinida; Philodinidae. The record is from the annotation of a GenBank genome assembly.